AGACAGGAGGAAUGCGGAGUGUCAAGGGGUCAGGAUCAAUCCGGUGUGAGUUGAUGAGGCAGGAAGGUGGAGAAGAAUGUCAGGAAUGUCGCUGUUUGUGUAGGACUCCAUUCAGCCGAUUGGCGCGUCCCGGGCGCCGGGAGUGUAUAAAAAGCGCCGGUCCGCCUGCUUGAGACUCAGACCGAACCACCUUCCUCUGCUCCCAAGACGGAGAACAAGACAGGCCAGCGGACUCCGCACCAAAGGAAGGCGCUUUCCCACGAAGGCUGCACCCAGCGAAGCCAGAUCGGACAGCAGCGACCCUCUCUCGCCCCAAGGCAGGGAGAUUUUGCGAGCCCUCGCCCGGACCAGGAGCCCCUCCGCUUCCGCGCAGCUUUUGCCGUCGUCUCUCUCGCCCUGAACAUGCUGGCAAGGAUGGGACUCCUUCGCAGCUUCGCCUUGGCGCUCGUCGUCGCCCUCUGGAGCCGGGUAAGUCUCCCUGCACUCGGCCUCGACGGGAGCCGAGCUUGGCUUGGCGGGAUCAGGGGCGCUGGGUGGCUGCGGAGCCGAGACCUCUUCUUGGCUUCCCGUCUCUCCGCCUGCUCCGUCCGAUCCUGACCCCUCUGCCCCCCCUCCGUGUCCCCCCAGGACGUGGCCGGCCAAGACUGCAGCGGGCAGUGCCAGUGCGACUCCGCGCCCCCCGAGUGCCCGCCCGGCGUCAGCCUGGUGCAAGACGGCUGCGGGUGCUGCCGGGUGUGCGCCAAGCAGCUGGGCGAGCUGUGCACCGAGAGAGACCCCUGCGACCCUCACAAGGGGCUCUUCUGCGACUUCGGCUCCCCGGCCAACCGGAAGAUCGGCGUCUGCACCGGUGAGUACCCGGAGUUUUGCCUCUAGGGGGGAGCGGCGAGCAGGGUUGAAGCAGAGAAGGUCCAGAGAGGAAUCCCUUCUAGGGCCUGGAAAAGUGACCCCAUUCCAGCUUUUUGUUUCCUAAGAUACUUUCCCUUCCUUCAGUCAGCCUUAAAACAAAAAGCACCCUUUGUGUAUGGAAGAGAUUGGUGCAAGUGAUUGGUCUGGGGGGCUUGCAGUCUCCUCUAGCAAGCAAGAGAAAGCUUCCCUUGUUGAAUUUCUGCCUGUUGCGCAGCUGUUAAAGGCAUCAGAGGUGCACAAAGGUGGCAGAUCCAAGGACAGGAGUUGAUCCUUGCAUGCCCAAAAUAUGGUUAGUUCAGUCGCUUUCUUUAUGUGUAGGCAGAGCUGCUGAAAUCUAGGCUCCUUGGUCACUCUAGGGUUGUUGUUUUUAAUGAAUGGCUCCUCUUUUCUGUUUGCAGCAAAGGACGGCGCCCCCUGUGUCUUUGGAGGCAUGGUUUACAGGAGCGGAGAGUCUUUCCAGAGCAGCUGCAAAUACCGAUGCACUUGCCUGGACGGGGCUGUGGGCUGUGUGCCUCUCUGCAGCAUGGGUGUUCGCCUGCCCAGCCCCGACUGCCCUUACCCACGAACCGUGAAGCUGCCAGGCAAAUGCUGCGAGGAAUGGGUGUGCGAUGAGCCCAAAGACAAAGAACAGACUGCAGUUGGACCUGCUCUUGCUGGUGAGUAGGUUUGCUCUCUCAAUGCCCCUCUCCAUCUUGAUAGCCUACACAGGGCACUUUCUGGAGUUUGGUUGCCUUAACCAUGCUGUGAUCUCCAUCAAUGGAUUCUGUGCCUUCUGAAUGAGCUCUUAGUGCUAGAAUCUAACCCUUUCUGCUAUUCUUUUUCCAGCUUAUAGACUGGAAGACACUUAUGGACCUGACCCAUCCAUGAUGCGUGCCAACUGCCUGGUCCAGACCACUGAAUGGAGUGCCUGCUCCAAGACUUGCGGAAUGGGCAUCUCCACCAGAGUCACCAAUGACAAUGCCCACUGCAGACUGGAGAAGCAAAGCAGGCUUUGCAUGGUGAGGCCAUGUGAAGCAGACCUGGAGGAGAGCAUCAAGGUAAAUAGGGGUCCACUUUGCUAGAGCACUUCUACAUAGUGAAUGUUAAGAUCCACUUGGUGGCUAUGAACUAGGGUUUGUAUCCACCAGUGGUUUGGCCUUAAUGGAACAUGCUUUCACUCAAAUUCUCUUCCCCCACCCAAUUACAGCAGUUCUCUGCCUUGUGUCCCAUUCUGUUUCUAUGGGCCCCACAACCAUCUUCUAAGGAAGAGGAUGCAGGGGGAUUGUGGGCUAGAGAGCUCAGUGAACAUCAGGUGCCCUGCCUUUAGGGAGAGGAAAUACUUCUCUCUAAGGCAAAGCCAUCAUUGGAUACAACACUGGGGAGAAUGCAUUGUACAGGGCUGUUGUUGCUCCCUGAGUUGACCUUAAUGAAUGUGAGUGAAACUUUCAAGAGAACUAGGCAUGAACAAUCUGAUAUAUGUGGGUGGAAAUGCCACUGAAGUAAGCGAGACUCCAUUUAUACCUUCUAGGCAUAAUCUAGCCAGAUUUAAGAUCCUUAGGUAUCAUUGACUUCAUUGUGUGUUUGCUUAGCUCUACCAGUGGGACAAACAAAGUGCUUACACUGGUUGGAUUGUACCAAGUGAGAUGUAUGCAGGUUAAAUUCGCUGAAUUUAGGCCUCACUUAAAUCAGUGGGGCAAGGAAGCCACAACUCAUGGCUUCAUCUCAACUGAGUCUGGUUCCACCAUAAUACGUUUAAGAUUGGACAGUUAUAAAAUAAAUAACACAUAGAGAUAAACUUAGAUAUUUGAUAAUGUGUAUGGGAGCCUUGUGUAGCUGAUAUGUAAACAUAUGAAUUCUCUCUCCCUCUCUCCACAGAAAGGAAAGAAGUGUAUUCGUACUCCCAAGUUCUCCAAGCCUAUCAAGUUUGAGCUGUCUGGCUGCACCAGCGUGAAGACCUACCGGGCCAAGUUCUGUGGCGUCUGCACCGAUGGCCGAUGCUGCACUCCUCACAGAACAGCCACCCUCCCUGUGGAAUUCAAGUGUCCCGAUGGGGAGGUCAUGAAGAAGAGGAUGAUGUUUAUCAAGACCUGUGCGUGUCACUACAACUGCCCUGGAGACAACGACAUCUUUGAGUCGGUCUACUCCAGGAAGAUGUACGGAGACAUGGCAUAAAGCCCAAAAAGAGACUUUGAAAAACUUGACGGUCAACUUGAACUUAAUAAUUUGCAUCUCAUUUUGUACAACGUGAUUCGAUAGCACAAGGUAUUUAAAUGUCUGCUUUUGGGGGGGGAACAAAAAGCAGAAUGUUCUAUGUGAUUUCAGACAAAACUGUCUAUUGACCCCAAACAUUGGUUUGAAGGAAAAAUAGUAAUAAUAAGAAGGACAGUGAGGAACGACAAUGAAGUUGCGCCUCAGAACAGAGUAUAUGGGGGUGGUGUAUAGGGAUUACUUAAGGGGACAUGUGCCAUCUCGUGCAGCCUUUUCAUGGUGUGUUAGCAUGUCUUCCACCAAAUAGUGCAAUCAGAAAGGACGCUUAGCAAGGCUACUGUCACGGCUUUCCAUGACAGUAGGUGCUGGACUGGAAAUUCUCACCCAGCAAGGUGCUAAGUAAUUGUGUUCUGUUAGAACAGCAAUAAUUUUGCUUUGAAGUUCUGAUUCAAAUGGUUUGUUCAGAAUGAAUCGGAAUUAGACUGGACAGCUUGUGGCAAUGAAUUUGCCUGCCACAAGCUAGAUUUUUUUUUAAUUAAUAUUGUAAUAUUACGAUCUUGUAAAUACUGUUGUGUGUGUGUGUGUGUGUGUGUGUACAUAUAUAUAUAUAUAUUGUACAGUUAUCUAAGUUAAUUUAAAGUUUUAUUCCCUUUUGUGUUAAUGCUUUGAUACAUCAGUGUUAGCCUCAUCUUUUUUUUUUACAAUUCAAGGCUUUAUCAUUCAAAUACAAUCCAAUGCAUUCAUUUAACACAUGAAAUAGAUUCUCUUUGGGAAGUUCAGUUAGUGGGGUCGGGUGUUGCAGUGAAACGAAGUGAUGCUUCGCUGAACAAGAUGCACCAGCAGAGUCCUUGCAAAGCUCAUCGUCAAAUCAAGGACAAGGAGAGGGAAAUCGGAUUCUCUCUGCCUUAAUGAAAGUACAUGGACUGUAGCGAAAUGAGUGGCUUAUUUGUUAGCUGACCAAUCUUUCCACCUGGGAACAGUUUUGUUACCUGUUGAGAAGUGUGACCAAAAGUUACAUGUCUGCACCUUUCUAGUUGGAAAAAAAAUAAAGUAUUUUAUUUUUUAUAUAAA
This is a messenger RNA of Podarcis lilfordi (Lilford's wall lizard), 4164 nucleotides long. Lineage: Eukaryota; Metazoa; Chordata; Lepidosauria; Squamata; Lacertidae. The record is from the annotation of a GenBank genome assembly.